Messenger RNA from Ctenopharyngodon idella (grass carp), 2402 nucleotides. Its product is annotated as major histocompatibility complex class I-related gene protein-like. Gene Ontology annotation, cellular component: external side of plasma membrane. Gene Ontology annotation, biological process: immune response. The coding region runs from base 80 to 1168 and encodes 362 amino acids. The record is from RefSeq and is a predicted model, not a curated record. The transcript is spliced from 7 exons. Lineage: Eukaryota; Metazoa; Chordata; Actinopteri; Cypriniformes; Xenocyprididae.
AUCAGAGGUGGAGAAAAUAAUCGAGCCUAACUUUUAAUGAGAUCUGCUUGAGUGUGGAGAAAGUAAUGCUGAGAGAAUAAUGCUGAUAAGAAUGCUGUUUUUUGUGUAUUUGUUGACAUGCUUUGUACUCGCCAAAGCAGGGUCUCACUCAUUUAAGGCAUUUGUAACAUAUAUAGUUGGACAGACACCAUUUCCUGAGUUCAGUGCUGUGCUGAUGUUGGAUGAUCUGCAAAUAGCAUAUUAUGACUCUGUCACAUGGAAACCUGUCUAUCGCUCUCACAGUGAUUCACAGUUCUAUGAUGAAGAGCAAAAGGAUGCUGAUACAGUAUUUCGCGAUAUGUACAACAUCUUUGAAGAAAGAGAAAUUUAUCUUAAGAAGGACCAAAAUCGUACAUAUGGUGUACAUGUUCAUCAGAGACUUGCUGGAUGUGAAUUGUUGAACGAUGAUAAACCAGGUCCACUUCAGAGAUUGGAUGCUUUAGAUGGACAAACUAUAGAGGAGUUCACCUUUGACAUGGAAAAAAAUAAUGCAGAGACAAAAAUGACAUGGAGGCCAUGGGACCAACAAAAAUGGAUUCGUAUAAAGUUUAUGUAUGAAAGUGUUUAUCAUCCUAUUUGCUUUAAAGUUUUGCAGAGGUACCUGUAUAUGGAAAAGAACAAUGUGCUGAGAAAAGUGAAACCCAGAGUCAGACUCAUGAAGAAGAAACUCACAGACUCUCAAGGGCUUCAGAUCAGCUGUCUGGCCACUGGUUUUUACCCCCGUCACAUUAACCUGACUCUGUUCAGAGAUGGUCAGCCUGUGGAUGAUGAUCAGAUCACAGGAGGAGAGAUUCUUCCCAACGGAGAUGGAACUUACCAGAUGAGGAAGAGUUUGAUGAUCAGCGCAGAAGAACUACGUGAGGAACAUACAUACAACUGCACAAUGAAGCACCUCAAUCUGGACAACAAACUGGACAUUAUGUUUGUGAUUUUAGAUGUGGCUAAAUGUGACCCAGGACCCUUCAGUCUGUCUGUAGUUAUUGGUGUGCUGGUGUUAGUGUGUGUGGCUGUGCUCAUCAUAACUGCACUCAUUAUAUGGAGGAAGACGAGAUGUGCUGCUGAACGAGGAUCUGCAGCAUCACAGAUUGAUUACUCCCCUACUCCAUCUUCCACGCAUGAUAAAACAUGACAAGUGAGUCUAUGGCCCAAUAUUAAAAGUCAAGACAACAACAACAAAACCUUAUAGCAUUUGCUUGGUGGCUGCUAUUGGGUUAUGCUGUGUGAUGAUAACCAUCAAAUGAUGUUUGAUUAAAAAUGUUAUGUGAAUGUAUACAGUAUGGAACAUAAAAAAUUGCCUAUGUGGCUCAAAAUCAUAAUAUUGUUUAAGAACAAUACUAACCAUGUGUUAUUCACUGACCGUGCACGAAUAUGUGCGUAAAAUCUGUAUUCAAAUGUUUUCACAGAUAAUUUAUCAGUUACUUUUGUAUUAAAAUUUAUUCUGAAUUACAAAAACAUGUAGGAACAACUGGGUGUAGUCCAGAAAGCAAGGCUAACUCACCAUCACAUACCCUGAACUCUCGGUAGAACCUAAACCAAUUGUUUACUUGGUGUAUGUCAGCUCCAAAACACAUGUGAAGAGUUAAUUCAAUCAACCUUCUAUUGGUAACCCAGCGUUAACUCGUGCCAUCAGAGAUUAUGUUCAGAGUAAAUUGCUAUAGCUACUUACAUACCUUGAACAUUACCUCAGUUUUUGCAACCGAAAGUUGAGGUUAUCCUUUUACUUACUGAUGAACUUGGCUGGGUAUGUCACAUAACCUGGGGCCAUAUGUAUAAAGCCGUUUACAGCUUAACAGCUUGCCAAAGCGAACUUUCCUGAAAAGUAAACACUGUUUAUUACAAGAUAGCUAGGUGUGCUCUGUGGCUCAACCUUCUUUGAGGUGGAAGUCUUUUCCGAUUAAUUUCUUCUAUUCAAUCCAUCAACAUAAGACGUCCGCUAGUAAAAACAUGAACACACUGGAGAGCUGUUUUAUAGUAGAAAUGGAAGUUAUAAUUGAAAGAGACACUAACACUGUUUUUUGUUUAAUUCUGUAAAGCUGCUUGAUUUUAAGCAAUCUAUUUAAUUGAAAAUGACGUAAUUGGACUGCCGAAUUGCGUAGCUCGUGCAAACCACAUCACUGUCAGGAGGAUUAUGUAGUCUGUUUAGUUUUCCUUGUGUUUUGGUUUCUGAGUUCUGUUUGCUACAUAGUUCCCUUAGUUACUGAGUACGUUCACCUGUUGUUCAUUGAGUUACCUUGUUAUCUCUGUAUAUUGAAGUUCUCAAUUUCCUCUGUUUAUUGUUCCGUUGUCUUUGUGUUAUUUUCUCGAAGUGUUAUCUCUUGUUUAUUCUUGUUUUGGAUUAUUGAAUAAAAGACUGGUCUUUGUUA